GGGAAAAUACAUACAAUGUCAACCGGGUGUGUUGUCUGCCGCUCGCGAAAGGUUCGGUGCGACCGCAAAUCGCCCACAUGUCGCAAUUGCGAUCGCCUGGGGGUGAAUUGUCCAGGUUAUAGUGACACCACGGCAAUUCUAUCACAGAAAGAUGGGUCGCGACAGCGACUUCAAGAUUCAGUGGAUUUCAUCUAUCGGGCAUCAGGGGUUGAGAAGCGCAGAGUUGGGUCUUGUGAUGAAUGUCGUCGAACAAAGAGUCGUUGCUCUCGCACACGACCUGUUUGUAAACGCUGCACGAGGAAAGGGUUUACGUGUAAAUACAACGCCAAGUACGACGCGUCUGUUGCCGGCACCUCUGCCACUGUUACUAGUCAGUCGCCGCAGUCACCGUCGGCGGCAGAAACCAGCAUAUUAGCAGCCACUUCAAAUGGCCGCGGCAUCGCAUCUACACCUGGUAGCCAAGCUGGCACGAUCUCUAUGCCUCUAUCAUCAUCAAUACCGCAACAUUUACAAUGGCUCUAUUCAGAUACCCUGCCACAAGACAAGUUCCAUUUACAGUCUCUAACUGACAUGUUCUUUGACCGGAUAUCCACUCUUCGGUGUUUAGGGUUUAUCCAUAAACCAACCUUUUUUCAGGCACUGGACAGAGGCACGCUGAGUGAAGAUUUUGGAGAGGCAGUCAUCUAUAUAGUUGCUGCGCUUGGAGCUAGAAUGUAUCUGCUAGAUGAUCCAGAUCAAUUCAAUAAUCCAUUUUAUGGUAUUCCUGGGGUUGCGUGGGCUGAACGAGCCCGAGAUCUUGCUAUGCGAGAGAUAGCAAAUCCCUCUCUUUCAACCAUGAUGGCAAUGGUCCUCCUCUGCGAGCAUUCAGUUUUCAUGGAUCAACAUGCCUUGGCAUUUGUCAUCUUUGGAUGCUGUGUCCGCAUUAUGAGAUUACUCGGCUUAGACUCUCUGAAAAAGGCAGCCGCUCCAUCAGGCCUUGCUCAUAUGACGCAGCUGGAAACAGAAAGACGACUUCUGUGGUCUUGCUACCUCAUGGAUAGCUUUCUUGGUGGCGGAGUAGACGGGAACCUGUACUGGAAAGACGAUUUUCCAUGCGUACCGCUACCUUGCUCUGAUGCGAGCUUCAUCGCCCAGGAGCAAUAUGCCGACUUUGAACCUCCAAAGCUGAGUACAUUCGAGCUCUACCCAGAUCGUAGCUACCUUACUCUUCGCUGCCAUACGAUAUAUCUUGUACAGCUGAGAACGCGGGUACUCAGACUCAUCAGAAAUAACAACCAGGAAGUCAACAUUUGGGAUUCCGGAUCUCCGUUUCUCGAUAUCAUUCAACGAUUAGAACUUUGGUAUGCCGGUUUACCUGAGCAAUUGGUGAUAUCCGAUUUCAAUGUAUACAUCCACAAAGAACUCAACAUCAUUAGUGCUGUUUUCAUGCUGCAUUUUCUUUACCACUCCAUUGUUUGCGAUCUAACGCGAGUUUCGCUCCCGGGAUAUGUCUUUCCGCUAUCAGCCGCGUUCCAUUCUUCUCCCCUGGAAUUUCGCAGACAAUGCCAAGAGCGAUGUCGAUUUCAUGCGGAUGAGAUAUCACGACUUGUUCACGCGGGGUUCGGCUACGGCAUCCGGGCUUUCGAUGAUUUGCACAGCUUAAUGGCCACAUUCGAGUCAACCAAGAUCCAAAUCAUUCACACUGCGACAGCUACAUCCAAUUCCAUCGACAUAAGAGAGCGAACGAGCAAGAAUAUUCGUUUAAAUAUGCGAGCGCUGGAUAUUCUUUAUCUGCAGAAGGAUAAAUCGAAUCCUUAUCACAAAGCCUUGAUACCAUUAUUGGAGAAAUUCGACUUCAACAACGUUGUGGCCGAAUGGCAAGCCUAUCCAAGCCCAAUAUCAAUGAAUUCGGAGCAAGCUGAAGUUACAGGACCAGAAGACGCCGCUUAUUUGAGCAGUUUGGCCCCAUUCCGCCUCGCAAAAGAAGAGAUUCGCGCCCAGGUACGACAACGAAGAGGAUCUUCUCCAGCAGGAAACGAGUUGCCAGAGUCUCCAGCAACGGUCCGCCCACCGCCCAUCAUCUCCUUGCCUCAAAAAGACGCCCUUGGCGGUAUUAACUGCGCCAGCGGAAACGCCGGCCUGCUGGGAAGCGCAGAUUUUUCUCUAGACCAUAUGCAGCUAGCAUCUACAACACAUCCUACACCUCCUAGCGCUACUGGCCAGGACGUAACGGCAGAAAUUCAGGGGGGAGUAGCGAAGGACAUGGUUGGCUUGUCAGACUUGGCAGAAGACUACAUCCGCAUGGCAGGCGAGAUGGCCAACUACAUUUCUUGGGACAUAUCGGAGCCACAUUCAUGGUUAGAUUUCGACAUUAGCUCGAACAAUAUAUGACAGCCACGUCCACUUCAUGUUGAGGACGAGCGAGAACUGAAGAUUCAGGCCUCUAAUAAGCAUAUUUAUAAUAAGCUUGAAGAGCGGAAACAGCCUACUUAGAUACGGCUGACCUCUCUAUGAC
Messenger RNA from Trichoderma asperellum CBS 433.97, 2494 nucleotides. The record is from RefSeq and is a predicted model, not a curated record. NCBI's taxonomy places the organism in Eukaryota, Fungi, Ascomycota, Sordariomycetes, Hypocreales, Hypocreaceae.